Exophiala aquamarina CBS 119918 is the source of this 840-nucleotide messenger RNA. RefSeq lists its product as uncharacterized. Lineage: Eukaryota; Fungi; Ascomycota; Eurotiomycetes; Chaetothyriales; Herpotrichiellaceae. The record is from RefSeq and is a predicted model, not a curated record. The transcript has 3 exons. The coding region runs from base 1 to 840 and encodes 279 amino acids.
AUGGCACUUCCCGCGACUCUAGGUGGAACGGUGGUCUCGCGCAGGGAUUCAACUCCAAUCACACGGGAAGGCCCGGUCACAGGCAGACAGUUUCGCACUCAGGAGCGUUUGAAGGACGGAACGCCACCGGUCCAAGAGGUGACCAACUCCGACAGCAAGGUCAAGGUCGAAGGGCUGGCCGAUACUCUGGCUAUGGCAGCCUUGAAAACAGCAACUCUGGACCUGGCUGGUUUGGCUCUGUUGUGGGACUCUCUUCACCAGCACGAUUUCGUCCAGUCCGUCAGUCCAUCGUUGGUUGCGGUACGACCAACCUACCCUGGCAAUCAGCAACCUCGUGGCGAGUAUACGAGCACUGCAUCGUCCAUGCCCAAUCGAAGCCGAGGAAUUUCUCUUCUUGACGAAAACAAUUUGUCUGGUCGAAGCGAGCGACCUCGACCAUCACAGAAUCCAUUUGUUAUGAAUACUCGGCCACGGCUGGCUGAGAGUGACGUUUGUCCAGUUUGCCGCCGAGCCCUGCCUCCCCAAGGGCCCAAUGGGGAUGAGUCUGCACGAGAAGCUCAUAUAAUUGAUUGUCUCAUGGCUCGAGACGCUACAUACCACGGCGAGGGCAGUCCUGGAGGACCUUUCCAAGCACGGAUCCACAUGCUGCCGUUUAUUGCGACGGAGAAGGACUGCGUUGGGCAGGACGGCAGCAAUCAAGAAUGCUCGAUAUGCAUGGUAGAGUACGAUGUGGGCGAUGAACUGGCAAGGUUGGAAUGUCUUUGUAAAUUUCACAAGGAGUGCAUCGUGGAAUGGUUCGGUCGAAAAGCAGAAUGCCCUCUCCACAAGCUGAUGAGCUGA